This is a messenger RNA of Mustela erminea (ermine), 1734 nucleotides long. RefSeq names its product family with sequence similarity 207 member A (gene SLX9). Lineage: Eukaryota; Metazoa; Chordata; Mammalia; Carnivora; Mustelidae. Gene Ontology annotation, biological process: maturation of SSU-rRNA from tricistronic rRNA transcript (SSU-rRNA, 5.8S rRNA, LSU-rRNA). Gene Ontology annotation, cellular component: 90S preribosome; preribosome, small subunit precursor; nucleolus. The record is from RefSeq and is a predicted model, not a curated record.
CGUGGGGGGGUCGUUGGCCGCCGCGGCCCUUCCCGAGGGGCUUCUGGGGGGGGUGGGGGCCAGCGCGCGGCCCGGGGAGGCGGUGGUCGCGCUCUCUGCCCCGUCGCUUACCUCCCUGACGGGGACACGGCGAGGGGGGACAAGCAGGGGGCGGGAGAGGGACGAGCAGGGGAGCCGGUGACCUGGGCCGGAGGGCGGCGCCCCUGCAGCCCCGGCUCCAUCCCCGCCCCCACCCCCGCGAUGGCCAGGCCGGAGGGGCCCCCCGCAGGCAGAGUCGUGCUGAUCCGGACCGGCUCGGAAGGCAGCCGCAGGGCCCGCGGGAGCCGCUGUCCCCUCGGAGCCGGACCCCCCGGCGGAGCGUGGAGCUGUCACGUGCAGACUGUGGGUGCGGGCGCCUGGAGUGUGAGGGGGCCGGACCAGACCUGGAGGACGGUGGGCAGACCCGGGGCGGCCUGUGGAGACGCAGCUGCAGGGGCUGCUCCGGCCGGGAGCGCGCGGUUUCCGGUCACUGGGCGGCCCCGCAGGUCCCGAAGGACAGCCGGCCGCGCAGCCCGUGCCUGCUACGGGGCGUUCCGGACGUCCGAGGCCGUGAGCGCGGCGCUGCGCUGUGACGGUGCCCGGGUGGCCGCGUGGGAAAACGGGAGUCUUGGCUGUGUGUGCCCCGGCCACGCGGGUCCGCAGGCGGCCCUCACCGGCUGCGCGGCUCCCUGGCCGGAGGGCUCCCUGGCCGCCUUCCCGUGCCCCCCUCCCAGCUCUCCAGGCCCCAGCGCUGUCCCUGUGAGUUUUCUGACGUCUCCUGUGGACGGACUCCCUCCCGCCGGGAGCUCGGAGGCGCCGGCUCUGGGCCGCAGGCCGGCCUGCACCUUGGCGCUCAGGCUGGAAUGGGCUUUCGCGAGCACCGAUAUUUUCGCCGGGACAAAGAUAGACCCCAGUGCCUUGGUGCAGAAGCUGGACCCGGACGCGAGGAGUGUUGCCUCCAUCAGGAGAGGUGCAGAGCCCAGGGCGGUUUUACCCAAGAAGGAGAAGCUGAAGCUGCGGCGUGAGAGGUGGCUGCAGAAAAUCGAAGCCAUAAAGCUGGCGGAGCGGCAGCGCAAGGCGGAGCGGAAACGGAGGGCCGCGGUGGUGGUGGGGGACCUGCAGCCCCUGAGAGACGCCCUCCCUGAGCUGCUGGAGCUGGAGGCGGGUGCGCGGCAGCCCCGAGCCCGGGGGGUGAGCCGCAGGCCCCGGCCCGCCGAGCUGAGCCGCAUGAGCGCCGCGGAGAGGCUGCAGCUCCUGGAUGAAGAAAGGGCUCGGUUUCGGGAGCUGCUGGCCAGUCCAGCUUACAGGGCCAGCCCCCUCCUGGCCAUCGGGCAACAGCUGGCCCGGCAGGUGCAGCUGGACGGCGGCGGCCAGCUCUGACGCAGCCUGGAGGCGUCCCAGGAGCUCCAGGGACCCGCCCCUUGCCGUCCGUGCCCCGAACCCGGCCAGAGAGCCCACCGCGGAAGGGAGGGCAUGGUCCCAGGUGUUGGGGUGAGGGCACUCCCCUCUGCUCCCCACAGUCCCUGGGCUUCCUUCCAGACUGCUCUUGGGCUGCUUGGGGUCCCUCGGCACAACCCCCCACCCGGCUGGCUCUGCGCCUCCCCAGCUCCUCUGCAGCCCGAGAUGCUGUCCAGGCGGGUUCUGUGGGCGGCUGCUGCCCUCCCAGGUCCCAGGGGCUCCUGUCUGCUCCUCUUGGGUCGUGGCCCCCAUGCCCCG